UGGCCACGAGCUGCCGGGGGACGGCCGCGGCUGCCCAGCGAGGCGCACAGAAGCGCAGAGAGCGCUCCCCGGCGGGUCCCCAGAGCACUCGCCUAGCCCGGGCAGCGGCCCGGCCGGGCGAGCAUGGGCGGCGCGGAGUGACGCCGCCGUGCCCGCUUGGCAUCAAGGACAUUCAGCCCGCGGGGGUGGGGACGAAGGGGGGCAGCCCCACGUCGCCACCGCAGCUCCCGAGAGCCGGCGCCGCCGCCGCUGCUUGGGCUCCGGGCUGGGUUGAGGAAAGGGGUGCCUGGAAUCGAUCCACAUUUCCCGACCUUUUUGUUGGACACUACGCGCACCUUGGACGCUGCAAGAGGAGCUGUCAAGCCCCGCAGGCACUGAUUUGGCCCCCUCCGUUUUCCUUUGCUGCUCCCGGCUUCCCUGUGUCUCGGUGGAGUAUUUGCGUUUGGGGCUGGGGCUGGAGGAGGCAGCCACACGCGCGCACACGCACACGUUCAGAGGAGGGCGAGAGGCAGCGGCACAGGCACCAUCUGCAGUGUCAAUGCGGCGCUCCCGCUAAAGGAGGGAAACGCGGCGCUUCCAGGGGAGAUUGCCCUGUUGAAUCCUGGCCCUCCGAGGGGACAGCUGUGUCCGAGUGCUGCUGAGCUGUGAGGACCCACCUCUGAAAUGAAAGCCAUGCCUUGGAACUGGACUUGCCUGCUCUCCCACCUGCUCAUGGUGGGGAUGGGCUCCUCCACUCUGCUCCCCCGACAGCCACCCUCACUGUCCCAGAAGCGGUCUUUUGUCACAUUCCGGGGGGAGCCCACUGAGGGCUUCAAUCACCUGGUGGUGGAUGAGAGGACAGGGCACAUUUACUUGGGGGCUGUCAACCGGAUUUACAAGCUCUCCAGUGACCUGAAGGUCUUGGUGACCCACCAGACAGGGCCAGAUGAUGACAACCCCAAGUGCUACCCACCUCGCAUUGUUCAGACCUGCAAUGAGCCCCUGACCAGCACCAACAAUGUCAACAAGAUGCUCCUCAUAGACUACAAGGAGAACAGGCUGAUUGCGUGUGGGAGCCUGUACCAGGGCAUCUGCAAGCUCUUGAGGCUGGAGGAUCUCUUCAAGUUGGGGGAGCCCUUUCACAAGAAGGAGCACUACCUGUCAGGGGUUAAUGAGAGUGGCUCAGUUUUCGGGGUGAUCGUUUCCUACAGCAACUUGGAUGACAAACUCUUCAUUGCCACAGCAGUGGAUGGAAAGCCUGAGUAUUUUCCUACCAUCUCUAGUCGGAAGUUGACCAAAAACUCUGAGGCAGAUGGCAUGUUUGCUUAUGUCUUCCAUGAUGAGUUCGUGGCCUCAAUGAUUAAGAUCCCUUCAGACACCUUCACGGUCAUCCCUGACUUUGAUAUCUACUAUGUCUAUGGUUUCAGCAGUGGCAACUUUGUCUACUUUUUGACCCUGCAGCCUGAGAUGGUCUCUCCCCCAGGCUCCACAACAAAGGAACAGGUGUAUACAUCCAAGCUUGUGAGACUUUGCAAGGAGGAUACGGCCUUCAACUCCUACGUGGAGGUACCCAUUGGCUGUGAGCGCAGUGGGGUGGAGUACCGCUUACUGCAGGCUGCCUACCUGUCCAAAGCUGGUGCUGUGCUUGGCCGGACCCUGGGUGUCCAUCCAGAUGAUGACCUUCUCUACACUGUCUUCUCAAAGGGCCAGAAGCGAAAAAUGAAGUCUCUGGAUGAAUCAGCCCUAUGUAUCUUCAUUUUAAAGCAGAUCAAUGACCGCAUUAAGGAACGGUUACAGUCUUGCUACCGAGGCGAGGGCACGCUGGACCUGGCCUGGCUCAAGGUGAAGGACAUCCCCUGCAGCAGUGCGCUCUUAACCAUUGAUGAUAAUUUCUGUGGCCUGGAUAUGAAUGCCCCUCUGGGAGUGUCUGAGAUGGUCCGUGGCAUUCCCGUCUUCACAGAGGACAGGGACCGCAUGACUUCCGUCAUCGCAUAUGUCUACAAGAAUCACUCUCUGGCCUUCGUGGGCACCAAGAGCGGCAAGUUGAAGAAGAUCCGAGUGGAUGGGCCCAGGGGCAAUGCCCUCCAAUACGAGACUGUGCAGGUGGUAGAUCAUGGUCCAGUCCUUCGGGAUAUGGCCUUCUCCAAGGAUCAAGAGCAACUCUACAUCAUGUCAGAAAGGCAGCUCACCAGAGUCCCCGUGGAGUCCUGCAGUCAAUACCAGAGCUGUAGCGAGUGCCUUGGCUCUGGCGAUCCCCACUGUGGCUGGUGUGUGCUGCACAACACGUGUACCCGGAAGGAACGGUGUGAGCGAUCCAGGGAAUCCCGCAGGUUUGCCUCAGAGAUGAAGCAGUGUGUCCGGCUGACAGUUCAUCCCAACAACAUCUCCGUCUCUCAGUACAACGUGCUGCUGGUCCUGGAGACGUACAAUGUCCCAGAGCUGUCAGCAGGUGUCAACUGUACCUUUGAGGACCUGUCAGAGAUGGAUGGGCUGGUGGUAGGCAAUCAGAUCCACUGCUACUCACCAGCGGCGAAGGAGGUGCCCCGGAUCAUCACAGAAAAUGGGGACCACCAUGUUGUACAGCUGCAACUCAAGUCCAAAGAGACGGGUAUGACCUUUGCUAGCACCAGCUUCAUCUUCUACAACUGCAGUGUCCAUAAUUCGUGCCUGUCCUGCGUGGAGAGCCCAUACCGCUGCCACUGGUGUAAAUACCGGCACGUAUGCACCCACGACCCCAAGACGUGCUCCUUCCAGGAGGGCCGUGUGAAGCUACCUGCGGACUGCCCCCAGCUGCUGCGAGUGGACAAGAUCCUGGUGCCUGUGGAGGUGAUCAAGCCCAUCACACUGAAGGCCAAGAACCUCCCCCAGCCGCAGUCAGGGCAGCGUGGCUACGAAUGCAUCCUGAACAUCCAGGGCAGUGAGCAGCGAGUGCCUGCCCUACGCUUCAACAGCUCCAGUGUGCAGUGCCAGAACACCUCUUAUUCUUAUGAAGGGAUGGAGAUCAACAACCUACCUGUGGAGCUGACAGUCGUGUGGAAUGGGCACUUUAACAUCGACAACCCUGCUCAGAAUAAAGUUUACCUCUACAAGUGUGGGGCCAUGCGUGAGAGCUGUGGGCUGUGUCUCAAAGCUGACCCAGACUUUGAGUGUGGCUGGUGCCAGAACCCAGGCCAGUGCACCUUGCGCCAGCACUGUCCUGCCCAUGAGAGUCGGUGGCUGGAGCUGUCGGGUGCCAAUAGCAAGUGCACAAAUCCCCGAAUCACGGAGAUAAUUCCAGUGACAGGCCCCCGGGAAGGGGGCACCAAGGUGACCAUCCGGGGAGAGAACCUGGGCCUGGAAUUCCGGGACAUCGCCUCUCAUGUCAAGGUGGCCGGUGUGGAGUGCAGUCCUUUGGUGGAUGGCUAUAUCCCUGCAGAACAGAUUGUGUGUGAAAUGGGGGAGGCCAAGCCCAGUCAGCAUGCGGGCUUUGUGGAGAUCUGUGUGGCUGUGUGUCGGCCAGAGUUCAUGGCUCGCUCCUCGCAGCUCUACUACUUCAUGACCCUGACGCUCUCAGAUCUGAAGCCCAGCAGGGGACCCAUGUCUGGGGGCACCCAAGUGACCAUCACAGGCACCAACCUGAAUGCAGGCAGUGACGUGGUGGUGAUGUUUGGGAAGCAGCCCUGCCUCUUCCACAGGCGAUCUCCUUCCUUCAUCGUCUGCAACACCACGUCCUCAGAUGAGAUUCUGGAGAUGAAGGUGACAGUGCAGGUGGACAGAGCCAAGAUCCGCCAGGACCUGGUCUUCCAGUACGUGGAGGACCCCACCAUUGUGCGCAUUGAGCCAGAGUGGAGUAUCGUCAGUGGUAACACACCCAUCGCUGUCUGGGGUACUCACCUGGAUCUCAUUCAAAACCCCCAGAUCCGUGCCAAGCAUGGAGGGAAGGAGCACAUCAAUAUCUGUGAGGUUCUAAACGCUACUGAGAUGACCUGCCAGGCUCCAGCCCUGGCCCUGGAUCCUGACCACCAGUCAGACCUCACUGAGAGACCUGAGGAAUUUGGCUUCAUCCUGGACAAUGUCCAAUCCCUGCUCAUCCUCAAUAAGACCAACUUCACCUACUAUCCCAACCCUGUGUUUGAAGCCUUUGCACCCUCAGGAAUCCUGGAGCUAAAGCCUGGCACUCCCAUCAUCUUGAAGGGUAAGAACCUGAUCCCACCUGUGGCUGGGGGCAACGUGAAGCUCAACUACACCGUGCUGGUCGGGGAGAAGCCGUGCACUGUGACAGUGUCAGAUGUGCAGCUGCUCUGCGAGUCCCCCAACCUCAUCGGCAGGCACAAAGUGAUGGCCCGUGUGGGCGGCAUGGAGUACUCCCCAGGGAUGGUGUACAUCGCCCCGGACAGCCCUCUGAGCCUGCCUGCCAUCAUCAGCAUCGCUGUGGCUGGUGGCCUCCUCAUCAUCUUCAUCGUGGCUGUGCUCAUCGCCUACAAACGCAAGUCCCGCGAAAGCGACCUCACGCUGAAGCGGCUGCAGAUGCAGAUGGACAACCUGGAGUCCCGUGUGGCACUGGAGUGCAAGGAAGCUUUUGCUGAGCUGCAGACAGACAUCCAUGAGCUGACCAGUGACUUGGAUGGAGCCGGGAUUCCCUUCCUGGACUACAGGACCUAUACCAUGCGGGUGCUGUUCCCGGGAAUUGAAGACCACCCUGUGCUCCGGGACCUGGAGGUUCCAGGGUACCGGCAGGAGCGCGUGGAGAAAGGUCUGAAGCUCUUUGCCCAGCUCAUCAACAACAAGGUGUUCCUGCUGUCCUUCAUCCGCACACUCGAGUCCCAGCGCAGCUUCUCCAUGCGGGACCGUGGCAAUGUGGCUUCGCUCAUCAUGACGGUGCUGCAGAGCAAGCUGGAGUACGCCACUGAUGUGCUGAAGCAGCUGCUAGCCGACCUCAUUGAUAAGAACCUGGAGAGCAAGAACCACCCCAAGCUGCUGCUCAGGAGGACGGAGUCAGUGGCUGAGAAGAUGUUGACCAACUGGUUCACGUUCCUCCUCUACAAGUUCCUCAAGGAGUGCGCUGGGGAGCCCCUCUUCUCCCUGUUCUGUGCCAUCAAGCAGCAGAUGGAAAAGGGGCCCAUCGAUGCCAUCACGGGCGAGGCCCGCUACUCCCUGAGCGAGGACAAACUUAUCCGGCAGCAGAUCGAGUACAAGACCCUGGUCCUGAGCUGUGUCAGCCCAGACAAUGCCAAUAGCCCUGAGGUCCCUGUGAAGAUCCUGAACUGUGACACCAUCACUCAGGUCAAGGAGAAGAUUCUGGAUGCCAUCUUCAAGAAUGUGCCCUGCUCCCACCGGCCCAAGGCGGCAGACAUGGACCUUGAGUGGCGACAAGGAAGUGGGGCAAGGAUGAUCCUGCAAGAUGAAGACAUCACCACCAAAAUUGAAAAUGACUGGAAGAGACUAAACACCCUGGCCCAUUACCAGGUGCCAGAUGGCUCUGUGGUAGCCUUAGUGUCCAAGCAGGUGACAGCGUAUAACGCAGUGAACAACUCCACAGUCUCCAGGACCUCAGCAAGCAAAUAUGAAAACAUGAUCCGGUACACAGGCAGCCCAGACAGCCUCCGCUCGCGAACUCCCAUGAUCACCCCUGACCUGGAGAGUGGAGUCAAGAUGUGGCACCUGGUGAAGAACCACGAGCAUGGGGACCAGAAAGAGGGUGACCGGGGAAGCAAGAUGGUGUCUGAGAUCUAUCUGACUCGGCUACUGGCCACUAAGGGCACACUGCAGAAGUUUGUCGACGACCUCUUUGAGACCAUCUUCAGCACAGCCCACCGCGGCUCCGCCCUGCCACUGGCCAUCAAGUACAUGUUUGACUUCUUGGAUGAGCAGGCUGACAAGCACGGCAUUCAUGAUCCCCACGUCCGCCACACUUGGAAGAGCAACUGCCUGCCUCUGCGGUUUUGGGUCAACAUGAUCAAGAACCCACAGUUUGUUUUUGAUAUCCACAAGAACAGCAUCACAGAUGCUUGCCUGUCUGUAGUGGCUCAGACCUUCAUGGACUCCUGCUCCACAUCAGAGCACAGGUUGGGCAAGGAUUCGCCUUCUAACAAGCUGCUCUAUGCCAAGGACAUCCCCAGCUACAAAAGCUGGGUGGAGAGGUAUUACUCUGAUAUUGGGAAGAUGCCAGCCAUCAGUGACCAGGACAUGAAUGCAUACCUGGCUGAGCAGUCCCGGAUGCACAUGAAUGAGUUCAACACUAUGAGCGCGCUCUCAGAGAUCUUCUCCUAUGUGGGCAAAUACAGCGAGGAGAUCCUUGGACCCCUGGACCAUGAUGACCAGUGUGGGAAGCAGAAACUGGCCUACAAACUAGAACAAGUCAUAACCCUCAUGAGCUUAGACAGCUGAGAACCAUCCUUCCAGGGCCACCCUGGAGGGAGGGACACACCAAGCCGUGCCUCAGUCUAGAUUAUCAUCUUUACCAAGUGCAAGUUCCGACUGGCAUCAGCAGCAUCCCCUGAGCAGUGCUGUCUCUCUCUCUCUCUCUCCCCACUUCUCUGCCUCUUUCUGUCUCUCCCUCCUUCCUGGUCCUCUUCUCCUUCAGUUUUUCUGCCAACAUGAUUGGACCAAGCUACCAGCCCUCAGUUACACCUUGGUGGCCAUCAGGCCCACAGCGAGGGAUCUGACCAGAAGAUGUCAGAGUGGGGCCCUCUUCCAGCUGCUUCUCACCCCAUGUACCAGCAGCAGGGCCAAAUAUGGAUGAGGAGCUGUGGACAGAGGACAUUUUUAUGCUGCUACUUCACCUUCUUGGAGAAUGGUCCAAAAUUUGGCUUAGGGAAGAGACAGAGAGCUCAGUAUUAUCUUCACUGGGAAGAUGUCACCUGACUCUUCCCCCCUCUCCCCCAGUGCUUCUAUCUCCAAGGAGCCAGUCAGUGGUCUGGGUGCUUUGUAAAUGGUGAUAAGAGAGAGCUCCCCUUCCACAUACGGCUGGAGUGGGAACUGUGUGAGGAGUUGGGAGACGCUCCUCAGGGCUGCUUCCUACCUGCUGG
Chinchilla lanigera (long-tailed chinchilla) is the source of this 6986-nucleotide messenger RNA. It is a transcript of the gene Plxna4, whose product is annotated as plexin A4. The transcript is spliced from 32 exons. Gene Ontology annotation, biological process: regulation of cell shape; regulation of cell migration; negative regulation of cell adhesion. Gene Ontology annotation, molecular function: semaphorin receptor activity; protein binding. NCBI's taxonomy places the organism in Eukaryota, Metazoa, Chordata, Mammalia, Rodentia, Chinchillidae. The record is from RefSeq and is a predicted model, not a curated record. The coding region runs from base 664 to 6345 and encodes 1893 amino acids. Gene Ontology annotation, cellular component: semaphorin receptor complex.